GCUAAAAAAAAAAACAAAUCAAUCCCAAAACAAUGUGCUUGGUAUUGCAAAAUGGAGUUGAUUUUAGAAGAAAUCGAAGCCCUCCAAGCUAUAUUUUGCAAAGAAGGAGAAUUCACCUUGAAUUUUGUUUCUGAUGACAGUGCUUGUUUCAGUAUAAAAUUUCCAAUCUUGGCAUCAGGAAAAUCUACUGAUGAACUUGAAAUGUCAGUGACUCUCACAGAUGAUAGUUAUCCAUCUUCUUUUCCAAAUAUUUCACUGUCAUGUUCGGCGCUUACAAGAAAGAGGUUGGAUAAUUUGAGAAAAACACUUCAAGAAUUUCUCAUGACCUUACCAAAUGAUGAAGGCAAACUACUUGAAAUCGCAAAUUGGCUCCAGGAAAGAUCUGCUGAGAUUACAUCGGGGAACAGUACAUCAAAUGAAAAUUUCCCAAAGAAAAGCUCAAAUGAUGAGCUCCUUAUUGUGAAACUGGAUCACAUGAGAAGUCGAUCUCGCUAUCUGAGAACUUUAAAUAGUUGGGCCCAGGAACUGGAUCUAUUGAUUGCUGUCUUUUUAGUUCAUAAGUUUAUUUUUCUAGUUGUUCAGGGCCAAGAACACAAUCUUAAAGAGUAUCUAAAAAGGCACAAAACUUGCCUAGUGGAUGUUGAUUCCAGUGGAAAGCCAUGCAAAGAGAAAAUGAUGAAUGUUAUUUUUCAGACUUCUUGGAAAGCAGAGUACAAUUCAACAGGAUUGGAUGUUUAUGAAUGCUCCACAUACAGUCAUUUGCAAAAAUCAUUUUCUGAACUUGGUCUGUCUGAGUUGUAUGAUGAACACAUUAAAGUGUUAUUGCAAGAAAAGAUUGACUGAUCAUGAAGAGAAGUUGUAGAUAUUAACUAUGCCAAAUGGAAGUAAAAAUGGAAUGAAGAAAUUUAAUUCAAUAAAGCACUCAACAGAUCUA
Molecule: messenger RNA, 934 nt
Organism: Nematostella vectensis (starlet sea anemone)
Lineage: Eukaryota; Metazoa; Cnidaria; Anthozoa; Actiniaria; Edwardsiidae
Product: RWD domain-containing protein 3
Exons: 2
Coding region: 52-843 (263 amino acids)
Biological process (GO): positive regulation of hypoxia-inducible factor-1alpha signaling pathway; positive regulation of protein sumoylation
Molecular function (GO): protein binding
Source: RefSeq, a predicted model, not a curated record